This is a messenger RNA of Geosmithia morbida, 288 nucleotides long. RefSeq lists its product as uncharacterized. The transcript is spliced from 2 exons. Gene Ontology annotation, biological process: vacuole fusion, non-autophagic. Gene Ontology annotation, molecular function: endopeptidase inhibitor activity. The record is from RefSeq and is a predicted model, not a curated record. The coding region runs from base 1 to 288 and encodes 95 amino acids. Lineage: Eukaryota; Fungi; Ascomycota; Sordariomycetes; Hypocreales; Bionectriaceae.
AUGCGUGCCGUCAGCUUCGUCGUCGCCACCCUGGCCGUGGUCCCCAACGUCCUUGGAAAGUCCGCCGUUAUCUCCUUUGCGGACAAAGACACUCCCGACUCCAUCGUACAAAAGGCCAAGGACGAUAUAAUUGCUGCGGGUGGCACCAUCACCCACACCUACAACAUUAUCAAGGGAUUCGCCGUGGAAGCACCCGAGGAUGCCCUGGCGGCAAUCUCGGCCUGGGGCACAGAGCACAAGAUGACGGUUGAGGCGGAUCAGGAAAUGUCAAUCAACUCGGGCAUUUAA